AUGUCGCUGUAUACCAAUUUCGCGAUACUUGCUUUCUCCAUGAAUGUGCCAUUUGUCUCGGGCCAACAAUUCGAUCGUGGAGUCUGUCUCGCGACUGUCAAUGCAACCUACAACAGCCUUUAUACUCAAAAUCCCGAAUAUUUCGCUAGCUAUACAAAUGGCUCACGUCCAUUUCUCACUCUUCCAGGAUGCAACGCUCUGUGCGGUAAACGAUGGGGUCCAUAUAACGAUUGCGGUCCUCGAUUGCUAGAUUGGAUUAUCCCUGCUAUUGUUUUAAUCGCGAAUUUGCAUUUUGUACCGAUCGGAUGGAGAAGAUAUAUGACAAUUGCGCAUUUUCUGGGAGACCCCAUAGAUACCAUACAUCGCCAGCUAUAUCUUGUCGAGGGUUGGGCUGAGAACCUACGCAUAGUUAAAAAGCGGUUAUCAAGACGGGUUCAAUUUCGAGAUCUAGACAUCCCAGAGGGCCUAGCAACUAUUCUCUCAGCGGCAGACCGGUUAUUGGAUCCUCAAGAGUCGUCCGAUGUGCUGGGAAAAGUUAUCGAAUGGCUGACCUUUGAAAAGAAUUCGAGAUUCGAAGCUCGAUUCGACGAGCUCAAAAAGGUCGCCGUCACGCUGAGGCAUCUACGAUCUCACGACAGCAGAAGAACUGGCGUUGCAAUCCUUCUUUACAUCUUCCAAUUCGUCGUCGUUUUCGUUUACCGAAUUGGAGGAUCGCCCAGUCCCUCGGGCGGUAGAGUAUCGCCUGCCAUGAUGCUCUCCUGGUUUCUACCGGUGGUGUUGCUGAGCAAUGUGACUGGAGACUAUGGCUCAUGGAGACAAGCCCAAGAUACAAUUCACGGGUUUUUAACCAAAGCUUAUCACCAAGACGAUCUUGUAUCCAGUGCAACAGUUCCGGUGCAAGACCCGAUUGCAGUUGACGAAGACCUUGAUUUGGUGCCAGCACGAGUUCCAGGUCAAAGACAAACCAGCGGCAGCUCGUGGUGGCAUACUCUCAAUGCCCAAUUCUCUGAGCUGGCAUGCUCAGGCUCGAUGCGCCAUCAUCACUCAUCCUCUUUAAGUCGCAAAUUCGUCUUAGGACUAAUAUCCGUCUUCCCAAUUGCACUUGCUGGUGCUACAGCUUUCAGAGUAGACUUCACGGGACCGACAUGGUUCAGCUGUCGCGCGGUCGCUGUAUUGAGCUCUUGCGCCGGGUGGUUCUUGAGUUGCAUCUUCACCAAUCUCGCCAUAAAACACCUCCACAUUGAAUACCGAUGGACCGUCAUCUUUUUCAAAGAUGUGAUCAUCGGUACUUCAAUUAUCGCAUUAAUCUUUCUUUCGACCGCUGGUCUGUUUAAUAGUUGUUAUUGUGUCAGCGGAAUUAUAUUCCGGGGGAAGGCGAAAGCCUAUGUGGAUCUCAAUCCCGUUUCUUUGUAUCCGUAUAAUAACACGGUCUACAGCUGGACUGUAGGGAUUGGGCUGUUUUUGCAAAUGCUUAUCGUUCCUGUAUUGCGACUUUGGGUUCAGCGCGAGGGAUUUAGGACGAUCUGGUGGAAGAUUCCUGAUGAGUCGGAGUAG
Molecule: messenger RNA, 1554 nt
Organism: Glarea lozoyensis ATCC 20868
Lineage: Eukaryota; Fungi; Ascomycota; Leotiomycetes; Helotiales; Helotiaceae
Exons: 1
Coding region: 1-1554 (517 amino acids)
Source: RefSeq, a predicted model, not a curated record